Molecule: messenger RNA, 10203 nt
Organism: Oryctolagus cuniculus (rabbit)
Lineage: Eukaryota; Metazoa; Chordata; Mammalia; Lagomorpha; Leporidae
Source: RefSeq, a predicted model, not a curated record
ACUUUCCUUCAUGCGGUUUAUUUAGGGGGCGUAAGCGGGUGGGCCUCAACGCGGGGACGGGACAGGUAGGGCAGGCGGGAGCACCGCGAAGGAAGGCAGCGCGACUCCUAUUCUCCACAUUUUAACCAGCUGCGUUGCCAUUUGGGUCGGUGGCGAGAGUGCCCUUGGGGCUGGUGGCCCUGAGCGGGGAGCCCGAGGCGGCUGGAGGGAUGGGGAAGGAGCGUCAGCGGAGUGUGUGCCCCGCCGCGCCCACAAUGCACGCCCCGCGGACACUGCGGGCAUUAGGGCCUUGCCUGUUCGGCCUUUUCCCCAGUGCGAGCAGCGUGGAGGAUGUGCUGUGGCUUUGUGGAUUCAUGCCGCCUCCGCGUCUAGUUCACAAAGACUUUGCAAUCUCGAGUUUGAGGCUGUGGCAAAGUAGCUGAUUUAUUUGGCUGCUUUUCGGUUUCUGUUUUCAGCCCUUCUCCUUUUAACGGGCAUGUCAACUGUUACUCUACCGACGCCUUUACAAAGUGAGAAGUGAACUGAAGUUACUGCAAGUCUCCUACUGUGGUUAACUGGAACUAUUUCAGUCUGGAUUUGCAUGAAAUGCUAAGCUAUAAAAACAUCCAGGCAAAAAAGUCACGCUUUUCUCUGUGCCUAUUUCUUUAUGGCUGGUUAUCAUACAAUUCAGAAUUUUUUUUCAAGACGGUCACUUUUUUUUUUUUUAUUUUGGGUUUUGUGUUUAAGACCAUGCCAUUUUUGACAUUGGGAGUGUAUUAGCUAUAGAUUUUUAUGACUAUUGUUUGCUGAAGCCGCUGAACAAGUUGUUAGUGUGUGGGGGAGAAUAAGAAAAAUAAAAAUAAAAAAGUGCUGCCCUCCCGGCAAAAGAUAGUUCCACACAAUAGAGUAAAAGAAAUGUGGCCUUGAAAAAUAUUCCCUUCUUUUUUUCAGUGUGAUGAAGUUUUCAUGUGAUUAACCAGGUUUGAGUAAUUCACGUGUUCUGGUAGAGUGUUUCCUGCUGGUACUGGGUUAAUAAUUUAUGAGACUCAUUUAACCCGAGGCCAUCUAGGAAGCAGUCACAGAAAGUGAAUCAUGGGUGGGCGGAAUUUUAGGAUGGCAGCAUUCCUGCUUUCAUCCCGAAUGUGUUAGUUUUUCCUUUCCUCAUAUCAUAGUGCUUGUUGAUGGGAAAGCAGUUAUGUAUUUCUGAUGUGAAGAGCUGCUUCAAACCCUCAAUAUAGUUGUAUGCUGACUUUCUGAGCAGAUGUAUCGUGUGACCAUUCAUCUGACUUGGAAGCAGCCAAGAACAGGAUUCCUAGACCUGUCAGACUGAUUGACUGUGUUUGGCAGAUCUUUCCCUAUACUAGUAAAGUUGGCAGGCAAGUUACUUAACAUUUGGAAGAGAAAAUUUUUUUAAUGUGAGAUGCAUAAUGUGGUGUUGCAGGAAUUUUGUGGAUCAGAUCCAGAUGGGUGUCUGUGCAGCAGAGAAGAUUAAUGAGACCAGAUGCAAUGAUGAAGAGGUGCGAAGCCUUUUGAAGCAGACAGUAGGAAAGUCUCCUGCAGUAGGAGGGCUGGUGGAGAGACCAGCUGAGGGGGACUUGCUCAAAUGCGUUGUUUUCUACAGGCAGACAGUGCUGAAGCUGAUUUGUUCCUGCCAUGAUGGCUGUUGUUGCUGGGCAGGGUAGCUAAGGUCAGGAUUGCAAAGAAGGGACUUUUGGGCAGAAUUUUUGUGGUUAGGCUAGUUGGAAAUGAGCACAUCUGGGCCCUCAGUGUUGAGUACCACAUCCUAUUUGAACAGUCUGAACUUGCAGACAAGCGGUGGUGAGAUGGUGGGGCUCUGGACUGUCUUAAGAUGGAGUCCGUCUGGCCUUUUACUCCUAAAAGUGUUGGGGUCUUUCUCAUUGGUAAUUUAGCAAUGAUGUCUUUAAGGAAGCAGUCUGAUGGUGCUUGUUCAUCUCCCAUUAAUAAUUCAUUGAUAUUUGCUACAGUACUGUUUGAACUGCAUUAAGCCAGGAAGAUUCUCUACAGUUUACCUGAGGUUUCUCAGUUUGGGGGAAUAACGAAAAUACUUCAUUGCAUAGGUAAUAAUUUUAGAGUACUCUACGUGUUUUCAAGAGCAAAGAAAAUGAAUACAUCUCCAAAUCCAGCAAAUGAAGGAAGAAAGCCAAAUCCAACUCUCAAAACAAAUUGGAGCUCUUGGAACAUUGGUCUGUAAACAUAUUUCACAUCUGGAGCUAUGCAGGUAAUCCCUCUUUCCUGAUGCUUCUUCCUGGUAGCACCAGGGGUACUGCCAGGACCUUUAUGCCAGAUAAGAAAGAUGACACAAAGUGUAUUAUAGAAGAUUAAUCUGUUGACAGGUGUCAAAUGAUGAGUAGAUGUCAGGCACCCUGUCUUUUGGAGUAGUAUUCUCCAUUUUACCAUAGGUAUUUCAAAGCUCAUCUUUACUUUUGAGAUACAUUUUUAGGAAGUGAAGUCAUUGUAUUGGAAACAUGAUUUCAGAAGACUUUGCCUUGAACAGGACUAGCCUUUUUUCUUUAUAAUUUAUUUCUUUAAAAUUUUAUUUAAGGUAUACAAAUUCCUUACAUAUAGAUUCAGGAACAUAGUGAUACUUCUCAGCUUACCCUCUCUUCUGCCCAUGUCCCCACCCUUCUUCCUCUUCCCUCUUCUUACCCCACUCUUAAGUUUCACAAAAAUCUAUUUUCAGUUUACUUUAUACCCGUAAGAUUAACCCUACACUAAAUAAAGAGAUCAACAAAUAGUAUGGGGGAAAAAACCCACUUUUUAGUGUUUUGUGCAAAUCCAAUACUCUUCUGGUGGAAGUUUUCCUCACUUGAUACCAUUUAACCAUUCUUGACAAUCAUAAAUGCUGUAGAUGAAUAUGAGUCUAUUUUAAAUUAUUUAAAAUUUGAAUGACACUUUUACUGGUAAUUAGUUUGAUAAAUACAAAUAAAACACAAUACAGUUCGAAAAUAUAUGUUGAAAAUUUAAGACACAGUCUUAGGAACUUCAUUCAGGCAAUGUUGUUUUGUGUGGCAACACCUUUCUGACACCUUUCUUCCUGGCGGGCGUAUAUCAUGCUUAUGAAAACUGUGACUGUGAUGUUCUCUUGGCUCUAUUUUGGAUGGAAUUAAAUUCAUUUUUGUUCACUCAUCAAUGUAUAUCAGCAUUUGAUGUAUGAAAAAUCCACAAUAAAUGUGUAGGUUUAAGAUACAACUAUUUUAUUUCUAAUUCUGAAUCUGCAUUUUGGAGUGGACUCAGCUGAAACACUUCUAUGCUGGUGUUGCCUGAUAUCCCAGAUAAGGGUCUUGGCAUCUGGUAACAUGAUUGAUGCUAGUGCACAUAGGAUUAUUUUACUCUGUCUGGUGCUAUUGACAGUUCAUUUAUUUGUAUGAAAGGUAGAGCAAGAGGCAGGGGUGUGUGUGUGUGUGUGUGUGUGUGUGUGUGUGAGGGGGGAGAGAGAGAGUCUGCCACCUGCUGGUGCACUCUUGAAAUGCCUGUAAGAUCCAAGGUUAGGCCAGGCUGAAGCUAGGAAGCAGGAACUCCAUGUGGGUCAUCCAUGUGGGUGGCAGGAACCCAAGUGUGUGUUCAUCACCCUCUUCAUCCAAGGCACAUUUACAGAAAGUGUGGGAGUAUGAAAUAGCUUAGACAAAAACCAGGUGCUCUGGUAUGGGAUAUAGUGUGUUCCAAGCAGCAGAUUAACUUGCCACAUUACAACAUCCUUCCCUGCCAUUUCUGGUUAUUUGCUUUGGCUCUUGUUUUAGACCCUUUGUCUCCCACAGACAAGUAUCAGGUUUCUUCACAAGAUGACUGUCCGAUAAGACAAACUCAACUAGACAAAUGCUUUUCAAAUAAUAUUGGUGUCAUAUAUACUAAUGUCCCAAGGGCUAAAGCAUGUGAAAGGUCAAAGGUAAGAGUCAUGGUGGGAAAGGGUUAUAUGAAGGCUUUAAUUUGGGGAGGUAUGUCAUUUGGAAUAAUUUAUGGAAAGGUGUACUUCAUUAAAGUAUAUUCUAUCCAUUUUUCCUAUACAGUUGUAGGCAAAGAAAUUCAGGUUGCAUGAUGCAUAAUUUCUCCAGAAUUUUAGAUAUGCAAAAUCUGGAGAUGUUCUAUUGAAAACACUAAAUGGAAUCCUGUGUGGCAUAUCUGUAUUAACAAGAAAAUACUUAAUACCACUGAAGUAUUUUUCUGUAGUGCAGAAGCAUGAUCUUUCUUUGGUAUGAUAUGAUUCACAUGAACAGUCAUCCUUAAACUUAUAAAUUAUUUCUUUGCAGUGAUUUUUUUUACAAAAUAAGUAACAUAAAUAUUAUCAUUAACUUAAUGAUAAGUUGUGUUUAAUCUUUACCAAUUAAUAGAAAUGUGGAUGCUCUUUCCUGACCCUUCUCAUGUGCUAAGCACUAUUGCUGUAAAAGGAGGCUGACUGUUUGUUUUUCUAUCUAGUGUGUCUGUGAUUCUGUAUUCACUUCUACCAUGGUCAUGCUUUGUGCAGUAAAAUCCAGGAGCAAGCCAGACCAGUUCUUUCAUAACUCCCUCCAUUCACCUUCUCUUCCAGGUAUAAUUCUAGAGAUCUCUACGUGCUUCCAAGACAAAGAAAAUGAAUUCAUCUUCAGUGUUGGUGUCAUUUGAAGACCUGGCUGUGGACUUCACCUGGGAGGAGUGGCAGGACCUGAGCCAUGCUCAGAGAAUCCUGUACAAGGAUGUGAUGCUGGAGACCUACAGCAGCCUGCUGUCCUUGGGGUACUGUAUUACGAAACCUGACUUGAUCUUCAAGUUGGAACAAGGAGAAGAGCCAUGGAUAGUUCAAGAAUACCUAAACCCAAACUUAAAAGUUUCCCAGGAAAGAGAUGGCCUGAUUGUGACCAACAAGGAAAGUCAAGACAUAAAUUUGAGGAAGGAUGUGGUCACAAACAAUACAUUCACUCACAAGGGCAUUGAAUCAAGAAAAACACGUAAUUUAAACUCAAGCCAUAUUCAAAAACUGAUCAUCAAAAAGAGAAAUUGUUCAGGAAUGAAACCUGAGGUAUGCAGUAUAUUUCACAAUGUGCAUAUCCCUAGUGUGCUGGAUGAGAUGCAAGCUGGAGAGAAAUUAGAUGCCCCUAAUGUACCUGGGAACUCUUCUCAUUGCUCAGAGCCUCAUAGUCAGCAUCACAAGGUUCAGACUGUGCCAUUUGAUCACAGUAAACAAGUAAAAACCUUGCAAAGGAAGAAAAUGUUCUUUACAUUUGAGAAGGCUUAUAUGAGAGACACUUGUAACAAGUCAACUAUUGUAGGAAAGACAAUGAAGACAAUUCAAAUAGGGAAGGAAACUUUGCAUAAAAAUUCUAACCUUAGUAAGUAUCAACAAACCCAAACAAAAGAGAAACUCUGUGAAUUUUUUAAGGGUGAGGAAGCUAUGAAUUACAAAUCAGAUCUUACAAUGAAUCAGAAAACACAUACAGGAAAGAAACCCUAUGUAUGUGAACCCUAUAAAAAAUCUUUCAGCCAUAAAUCCUGCCUCACAGUCCAUCACAGAACUCACACAGGGGAAAAGCCCAGUGGGUACAAUGAAUGUGGAAAACCCUUUUCCUGGAAGUCAUAUCUCAUGAGAAAUCAAAGAAUUCACACAGGGCAGACACUAUAUGAAAUUAAUGAGUGUGGAAAAGCUUUUUACAUGAAACCACACUUUGUAAGACAUCAGAAGGGUCGCACAGCAGUGAAACCUUAUGAAUGUAAUGAGUGCAAAAAGGACUUUUGCCAGAAGUCAGGCCUCAUAACGCAUCAGAGAGUUCACACAGGGGAGAAACCUUAUGUAUGUAAUGAGUGUGAGAAAGCCUUUUCCCAGAAGUCAAACUUGAAUAAACACCUGAGAAUUCACACAGGAGAGAAAUCUUAUGAAUGCAAUGAAUGCGGAAAAGCCUUUUGCCAGAAGUCAGUCCUCAUAAGACAUCAGAGAAGUCACACUGGGGAGAAACCUUACAAUUGUAAUGAGUGUGGAAAAGCCUUUUCCAGGAAGUCACAUCUCAUAAUACAUCAGAGAAUUCACACAGGGGAGAAACCUUUUAAGUGCAAUGAAUGUGGAAAAGCCUUUUACCUGAAAUCACACUUUGUUACACAUCAGAGAAUUCACACAGGGGAGAAGCCUUAUAAAUGUAAUGAGUGUGGAAAAGCAUUUUCCCGGAAAUCACAUGUCAUAACACAUCAGAGAACUCACUCAGAGAAGAAAUCUUUUGAAUGUAAUGAGUGUGGAAAAAUCUUUUACCAAAAGUCACACUUUGUAACACAUCAGAAGAUUCAUACAGUGGUGAAACAUUAUGAAUGUAAUGAGUGCAAAAAAGAGUUUUGCCAGAAGUCAGGCCUCAUAACACAUCAGAGAAUUCACACAGGGGAGAAACCUUAUGUAUGCAGUGAGUGUAAGAAAGCCUUUUCCCAGAAGUCAAACUUGAAUAAACACCAGAGAAUUCACACAGGGGAGAAAUCUUAUGAAUGCAAUGAAUGUGGAAAAGCCUUUUACCAGAAGUCAGUCCUCAUAAGACAUCAGAGAAUUCACACAGGAGAGAAACCUUACGAUUGUAACGAAUGUGGAAAAGCAUUUUCCCGAAAGUCACACUUCCUAAUUCAUCAGAAAAUUCACACAGGGGAGAAACCCUUUGAAUGCAAUGAAUGUGGAAAAGCCUUUUACCUGAAAUCACACUUUGUAACACAUCAGAGAAUUCACACAGGGGAGAAAACUUAUGAGUGUAACGACUGCAAAAAAUACUUUUGCCACAAAUCAGCUCUCAUAAGACAUCAGAGAAUUCACACAGGGGAGAAACCUUAUGAAUGUAAUGAAUGUGGAAAAGCCUUUUCCUGGAAGUCAGACCUCAUAACCCAUCAGAGAAUUCACACAGGCGAGAAACCUUAUGAAUGUAAUGAGUGUGAAAAAGCCUUUUCCCAGAAAUCACACCUUAUAGCACAUCAGAGAAUUCACACGGGGGAUAAAGCUUUUGAAUGUAAUGAAUGUGGAAAAGCCUUUUACAUGAAGUCAAACUUGAAGAAACAUGAGAGAAUUCACACAGGGGAGAAAUCUUAUGUAUGCAGUGAAUGUGGAAAGGCAUUUUGCCGGAACUCAGACCUCAUAAGACAUCUGAGAAUUCACACAGGGGAGAAACCUUAUGUAUGUAAUGAGUGUGAAAAAGCCUUUUCCCAGAAGUCAAACUUGAAUAAACAUAGGAGAAUUCACAUAGGGGAGAAAUCUUAUGAAUUCAGUAAAUCUGGAAAAGCCUUUUGCCAUAAGUCAGACCUCAUAACACAUCAGAAAAUCCGCAUAGGAGAAAUUUCAUGAAUUAAAUGAGUACGGAAAAACUAUCCCAGAAUUAAAGCCUCAAUAGGCAUAGAAUUGAAAAACUGGGAAACUUUGAAUGCAAUCAAUGUCAAAAAAAAUCUUUUGCUUCAAUUAAACCUCAAUAGAUACCAUAUACUACACAAAGAAGAAAACACUGUCAAUAUAAUGUAUGUGAAAAAUCUUUGGCAAAAGUCACUCUUCAGUGUACAUUGAGAAGAGAAAGCAUGUGUGUAUACUAAGACUUUGUACCAUAGUUCAUGUUUUACCACCUCUUAGAAGAUUCACAUAGAGCAAAAUCCCUGUGAAUGUAUUGGAGGUGGAAACCUUUACUAUAAGGCAAAUUUUAAGAAACAUCAGUAAAAUUACAGAGAAAACAUUGAAAAUGUAACUUAUAUGGAACCACACCUCAGCAGUUAUUAGGAAAUCCAAAUGAAGGAUUUACCUUGUAUGACUGAGACUGGCUAUAUGUUCUUUAAAGUCUAGUUUUUCCUCCUUUGACAUACAAUCUGAAUUCUUGGCUUUCUCGUAUUAUGAGUGGGACCAUGACAAUGAGUUAUUUCCACAUAUAAAUUUUGUUAAGUAUUUUCCGUGUGAUACUUACUUGAAAUAUUAUCCUCAUCAUUUGCAAAGUUGUUUGAUUUUAUUGGUUGCCCAUGAUUCCUUCCCCACGUGACUCUACAGAUCAAGUUGUGACCAUUGGCCCAUCGCCUGACUUAUAUAUGCCAGCCAUUAUACUAUAUCCCAGCUCUGAAUGAUGAGUGGUUUGUCCAGAUUAGGGGAUGAGUCUCUGACAAACUUUAUACUCAUGAGAAUCAUAGACUUCUCUGUGUGUAAGUCCAAAUUUGCCCUCUUUGCCAGAAGUUUGCUUAUUGGGCGAAGAGGGGAUGUGUGCACAAUGCUCUCAUGGCAUAAAUGCUAAGCAGUCCUCCUGAGAUUUAAACUAUGUUUGUAACUCUUCUUACUUUCAUUUUUUUGGAUUGUUUUCAUUCCACUCUAUUGUGGUUUGCUUCUGUUUGUAAUUAAAUUUUGGCAGUUGUAUUCACUUGGCUUGAUUCUGGCUCAUUUAAUUUUUUUGAGCUACUUGAGAUAUGCAGGUAGCUAGUGAGCACUAGAAAUUAAGGACUAUCAGCACCCAUGCUAAUACCACACAUAGAACAUACUGCACACCUUGUGUGUUGUUCCUAAGAUUGUACUGGCUAGAAAUAUCCAAGAUGAGUGAAGACUGGCAAACCUACUCAACAUCAAGCACCUGGGCCUCUCUUCCCAUCAUGCACCAGAUGCAUGACACUUCCUAAAUUUCAACACAUAUGCACCUGAUGCUAUGACAAGCUGAGAUUUUCGAAAGGAUCAUGGAAGUGGGUGAUACUCAAGUCCUGCUCCCAACUUAGCCUUAUUUAAAUAUUCAAGUAGGUGUUUUCUCAGACAUCACCUACUAUCCUAUUAAAGGAUAACUACAAACCUUUUAAAUUGCAGCAUUUUCUCCUGAGGUUGUCCACAAUAUUGCUUUUUUUUUUAAGAUUUUUUAAAAUUUAUUUGAGAGGUAGAGUUACAUACAGAGGGGAGAUAGAAAGGUCUUCCAUCCAAUGGCUCACUCCUCCAAUAACUACAAUGGUUGGAGCUGCAGCGGUCCAAAGUCAGGAACCAGGAACUUCCUCUGGGUCUCCCACUUAGGUGCAGGGGCCCUAGCAGCUGGGACUAGAACCAGUUCCCAUAUGGGAUGCUGGCAUCACAGGUGGAGGAUUAACCUAGUAUGCCACAGUGCCAGCACCAUACUAUCUCUUUAAAUUUUACUUUCCUGAUUCCUUGUUUCUAGCUUUUUUUUUUUUUCAAAUUCCUUGUUGCCUAGAGACAGUAACUUGGACUAAUGUUUAACCCCUGAAACAGAGAAACUGGUACAAAAAUAUAAUAGUAUGGUAUUUUUGUAGUUUUACAAUGACUUUAAUAUUUUUGGCUUUAUUUUCCACCACCUCAUGGUGACUCUAAGUUUUAUUGAAAUGUUGUGUUUACUUUUCUUUCCUCAAAGUUCUUCUUGGGGUUUGAUUGGAUUUACAUUCAUCUCUGAUAUCAGCAUGUACCCACUCUGGAUGGACAAUGUACCUAGGUGACAUGGCCAUUCCUCAAUGACUUGGUUACAAAUGUAGUGAUGAAUGAUACAGCUAUAGUUGCUCUUUUUCUGCUUCCUGUCCAGAGGGCAGUCCUACAAGUCAUUCCUUCCACCUCUAAUCCUAAACGUUGGGAACAGUUCAUUGGCAAUAUACAGAUCCAGUCCAAGUGCUAAUCGUAAGAUGCAGAGUCAAAUCUCAGGAUACUCGGAAACUUAAAGGCAAAUAAGUAGUUAUACAUAAAAUAUAUGCCUUGUAUUGAAAAAUUAGUACACAUAAAGGCAAAAUAUACAAGUUAGGCCUAAAAUAGAAGUGGGAAGGAGUGCCAACUUUCAAAGGGGACCAACUGUGGGCUGAACAAAAAAUUCAUGUGGAUACAGUUGUGGCUAUAUGCAUGGGGAGUGAGGUCAAUUCAUAGCCUCUUUCUGGGUCCCAGUUCCUUGCUCUGCAAAUCUUAGAAAUGAGAUCAAGAUGGUAGAGGAGAAUGGAGAUGUUAUCCACUGUCCAUGCAGCUUGAAUUGUGUGUGAGGGCAAAGGCCAUGCCUCUCAUUGUCUAAGGACUCCCUAUGUUCCCACUUAACCUUGUCCUUUUCCUAAUGCUUGCUGAAGUGCUUGUUUCUGAGCCAAUGCUGAACUGAUUUCUGGCUUGCCUGGACUUUUAUUGUCUUCUUGGUCUAUUGAUAGGAUGUUUCAGAUUUCUUUUUCUUUGUGUAAGUUUAAUAGACAAUACAUAAUGACUCAAUGCUUUCCAACUCUCUUCUAGCAAGCUUUGACGCAUUAAAAAUGGACUGAAAAAUGAAAUAAAUACAACUGCCAAAGUUUUUGAAUGUA